Messenger RNA from Phytophthora nicotianae INRA-310, 660 nucleotides. RefSeq lists its product as hypothetical. Lineage: Eukaryota; Oomycota; Peronosporomycetes; Peronosporales; Peronosporaceae. The record is from RefSeq and is a predicted model, not a curated record. The transcript has 3 exons. The coding region runs from base 1 to 660 and encodes 219 amino acids.
AUGCGUAAUGCUGUACCACCAACGUUUUCAUCGAAGAAAGAGUCUCAUUUAGCACCCAUGGCUUCCUCCAACAGCUCCAGCCUCGGAGCGGAGAUGACAGCACCCGACAAUGUCACUACCAGUGGUGACUCGUGUACUUGGUACGCGGGUGAGAGUUGCGAGAAGUCACGCACUUGCUACGACUGCCUCAACGUCGGUAUCGUCGGAGAUUCGUGUGCUGUUGGGGUUUUUGGCCAAUGUUUGAGUAUUUCAGAGCAAAUAACAGGUGAAACGUACUAUUUGGCAUCCAGUACGGCGUAUUGCAAGCCUUCGGAUGAAAUCUGCACUACUUGUCGCUAUCAAUGGCUGGAGGACUAUGCUGCAAGUAGAGCAGUCACAUCUUCGCUUUGUUUCGGGGAGAACGGGUGCAUCUGCUUAGCAGUUUGUGAACGGGAGACGAGAAAUUCGCUGGUGAUCCACAACCAAUGUCCGUCAUUCGAGAGGGCCAAAGUCGGUAGUAUUAUGCUGAUCAUCGGUAUGGGGGUGGCGUCGAUUAUCGUCUUCUCAAUGUUCACCUACUGUAUCAAAAAGCUGCUCAAACGGGCAUUACCUUGGUUGGAGCAAGCUCCGCCGAAUCAGUCGAUGCUGUCCCAAAGACAUUACCUCGUGGUCCACAACUAG